ACGGCGCGACGUCUGCCGUAGAUCGCAUCCAUCGCAGAACGAUCCACAGAUCCAACUGCAUUCAUUCCAUUGAGGACACUUGUUCCGCACGAGUCACACACUCAACUUACUAUUAUUACAUUCCCUGUUUCCUGGCUCUUUUUCCAAGUGUUUUCAGAGCACAGAUCGGCUUGAGCUAGUAUUUAAAAAAAAGCAAACUGCUGAGGAAGAUGUCCUAUAAAUUCAUCAACGGUUACACGAACGGGUUCGGCGACGUGCACGUCGUCGACCUGAGGAGCGACACGAUCAGCAAGCCCACGCAGGAGAUGCGCGAAGCCAUGUACACGGCCGAGGUCGGAGAUUCCGUCUACGGCGAGGACCCCACCGUCACCGAGCUGGAGCGAAGAGCUGCCGAACUCUUGGGCAAAGAGGAUGCAGUCUACGUACCCUCCGGUACCAUGGCAAAUCUCCUUGCAAUUAUGAUCCAUUGCAAACAAAGAGGCAGCGAGUUGAUCUGCGGCGACCACGGACACACUUUCCGCUUCGAACAAGGCGGUCCUUCGUUCAUCGCCGGAGUUCAGUCCGCGCUGGUGAAAACUCAGGAGGACGGCACCUUUGACCUGGACGAAGUUAGGUCGAAGAUCCGCAUCGACCCUGAUUGCCACGAGCCCAUCACCUCGCUGAUCGUCGUCGAGAACACGCACAACAUGAAGGGAGGAAAGGUUUUGCCCAUCGAAUGGCUGGACAAGCUGUCGAUGCUCGCUAAGCAGCACCAGAUCCCGGUGCACAUGGACGGCGCGAGGGUGAUGAACGCAGCCGUCGCAUCUAAGCUGCCCCCAAGUCGUAUUGCUAGGGACAUGGAUUCGAUCUGUUUCUGCUUGAGCAAAGGGUUGGGCGCUCCCGUUGGGUCUUUGCUCUGCGGCACCAAGUCUUUUACUGCUAUGGCCAGGAGGUACAGGAAAGCCCUAGGCGGAGGCAUGAGGCAGUGCGGAAUCGUGGCCGCCGCCGGUCUCGUCGCCCUCGACAAGAUGAUCGAUCGCCUCAAGGUCGAUCAUGAUCAUGCCUACAAGAUCGCAAAAGCGAUUGAUGACAUGAAGUCGGAUAUGGUGAAGGUGGAACUGAACACGGUGCAGACGAACAUCCUUAUGGUCUACCUGGAUUCGACGAAGAUCAGCGCGACGGAUUUCCUGCAGAGAUUGGCCGAUGUCCACGAGAACGACACGUUCAAGGUGAACGUGAGGGCGACGACCAGAGACCAGAGCUGCGUUCGUUUCGUGCUUUACCACGAGAUCACCGAUGAGGACGUCGAGAUGGUCGUCAAGAAGUUGGAGUUGGUGAUUCUCGAGAUUCACGCCAAGAACAAGCUGAAAUCGGUCUAACA
This is a messenger RNA of Nicrophorus vespilloides, 1360 nucleotides long. Its product is annotated as probable low-specificity L-threonine aldolase 2. The record is from RefSeq and is a predicted model, not a curated record. Gene Ontology annotation, cellular component: cytosol. Gene Ontology annotation, biological process: glycine biosynthetic process; L-threonine catabolic process. Gene Ontology annotation, molecular function: L-allo-threonine aldolase activity. The coding region runs from base 210 to 1358 and encodes 382 amino acids. Lineage: Eukaryota; Metazoa; Arthropoda; Insecta; Coleoptera; Silphidae. The transcript is spliced from 6 exons.